AUGGAUCCCGAUUAUCACGCCAAAUUUGCAAUCCACGAGGCUACUCAUCUCUCCACACCCCGCAAGCAGCAUUGCGAUCUAACCAAACCACCAGUGGCUGAAGUUGAGUCCUUUCUCAACGCUAACCCGAAACUCGCGGCUCUAAAGGACGGUGACGAACGCCUGCCAGUUCACUGGGCAGCGGCGUACAAUCAAUUGCCUAUAGCUCGAUUGCUGGUGUCGCAGAAAGAUUUCGACCCUGAUGUUACUGAUUCUUCGGGAUGGACGCCGCUCAUGAUUGCUGCCAGCCUUAAGGAGGGUGAAGGCGAUCCAAUCCUCCAGCUCCUUUUGCAAAAAGGAGCAGAUGUGAAUGUUAAAAGUGUCACAGGCCAGAAUGCAAUGCACUUCGCAACGUCUAAGGGGAACACAGACAUUGUGCGCACGCUCCUUGCCAAUAAGUGCAGUGCCCGAGUUCGUGAUAAUCGCGGCCAGCUUGCCCUCCACCGUGCCGCAGCAAUUGGCUCGGUUCCGAUUCUUAACCUCCUGUUGGAAGAAGGGAAAAGCCCCCUGAAUGCAACAGAUAUGGACGGACUAACUGCAUUGCACCAUGCAAUCUCAGAAGGCCAUGGCGAAGCCGCAUUGGUGCUCUUGCGCGCCGGUGCGGAAGCGGAUAAAAAGGAUAGUGAGGGGAGGUUGGCCAUUGAGCUGGCUCCCGACAGCAAAGUUCGAAAAUUCAUCCUCCAAGCUGCCGAGCGGGAAGGAAUUGAACUACCCUAA
Messenger RNA from Uncinocarpus reesii 1704, 756 nucleotides. RefSeq lists its product as uncharacterized. The record is from RefSeq and is a predicted model, not a curated record. Gene Ontology annotation, cellular component: cytoplasm; nucleus. Bases 1 to 756 code for a protein of 251 amino acids. NCBI's taxonomy places the organism in Eukaryota, Fungi, Ascomycota, Eurotiomycetes, Onygenales, Onygenaceae. Gene Ontology annotation, biological process: regulation of barbed-end actin filament capping. The transcript is spliced from 6 exons. Gene Ontology annotation, molecular function: protein binding.